GCUGCAAGUUGCAUAUGAUUGGUCAUUGUGAGUACUGCGACAGGAGGGAAAACCCGGUUGUACUUGGCCCCUCUAGCCACUGCUGGACGCCUAUAAAAUAAGUUCGGCGCACCAGUAUAUUUGUCCUUCAAUAGUAGGUAUAUAAUUAAUACAGUCAUGACUACCGAAAAGCAACUCGUUCAAUUAAUCAACCAGAAGCACCACCGGGCCCUUGUGGACGUUUUCAUUCACAUGGCAAGUACCCCAAUUAUGGCUGACAUUUCCCAUAUUGCCUUAAGAAAUAUUGAUAAGUAAUCGUUCACCAUUGAAUUCUGGCAGCACGGUAGUGAGGCAGAGAAGACCUUGAAGUUUGGCCCGCCGUUACAGAGCUUAGAUGAAGCAAAACCGCGUUUCAUGGCCUUAUCCAAGAGAGCAGCUGCCGCCAGAGGAUUGUCGCCUCACCAAGUUAAUGAGUAUGUCCAUCCAAACUCGCUCGUUGAGCUUUUACCCUUCUUAAUGGUUGGAUAUUUAGGAACCAAGUACUACCGCUUUCGUGGUCCCAACGAUACCCCAGUCUGGCUUCCGUGGUUCGCCAAGGCUUGGAAGCCUACUCUUGUCAGUACCGUUGCCAUGCAUGUAGUGGAGCUUCAGUAUGUUAUGUUGCCUUUAUUGAGCAAGUACAAGGUUUCAGCUGAAUAUAGAUGGAAAUGGAUCACAUCUGUCAUGGUAGAAGGAAUUUUCUCCCUUAAUCGCUUCAAGAGAUCGAUUUUGAAGGCUGAAACUCUGAAUUCUGAAACUGGUCUUUUGGUGGAGUGAGGUAUUUUGGUUUUAAUGCUUUUAUUAGAGAAAUCAUGACGCGUCUAUUUAAGAGACUUAGAAACCCAUAUUGUAUUCGCCUAAUAAUGAUAAAGUAUCAAGUUUAAACCCACAACUACCUAAAUAAACCUCAUUGAGUCCAUCAAAAAAAGCCAUUGCCAUUUCUAGGCUAAAGUUUAGCUGGAAUCAGGGUAACGAAACUACACCAUCGAUGGAAUAAAAAGCCUAAAAUAUCCAAUCAUUGGCGAAUUGUUAUUAUCAUCAAAUAUCAUGUUUUACUAUACUUACAUUGAUAUGGUGCAGCUGAUGGUUCU
Molecule: messenger RNA, 1109 nt
Organism: Babjeviella inositovora NRRL Y-12698
Lineage: Eukaryota; Fungi; Ascomycota; Pichiomycetes; Serinales
Exons: 1
Coding region: 394-795 (133 amino acids)
Source: RefSeq, a predicted model, not a curated record